Messenger RNA from Camelina sativa (false flax), 1549 nucleotides. Lineage: Eukaryota; Viridiplantae; Streptophyta; Magnoliopsida; Brassicales; Brassicaceae. The record is from RefSeq and is a predicted model, not a curated record.
UUUUUUUUUUUUUUUUUUUUUUUAUAUUAUUAAUGAGAGAAGACCAGAAAUUAUUAAAUUUCCAAACUCUGUGUUCCCUUUCGUGGACUAGGAUUUGUUUAUAAAAGAGAUCUCUAAUUUCAGAGAGAUUGACUAGACCAAGAAGACCAAGAACAAGAACCAGAAGAAGAAGAGUGUAGAUAAGAAUGUGGUGGUGGUGUUCUUCAACUAAAGGUCGUUCGAAUCUUGAGAGGUUUCUUUUAGGAAUCACUCCUAAGCCUCCUUCCUUCUCUCUUCCUCAGGAACAUGGAAAGGAUGAGGUUGAGUAUUUCAGACUUGGUGAUCUUUGGGACUGUUACGAUGAGCUGAGUGCAUAUGGCUUUGGAUCGCAGGUCGAGUUAAACAAUGGUGACACUGUUAUGCAGUACUAUGUCCCGUAUCUAUCAGCCAUCCAAAUCCACACUAACAAACCCGGCUUGAUUUCCAGGAACCAGAGUGAGGUGGUUGAAUCUGAGAGUAGCGAGUGUUGGAGCGAUAGUGAGAGUGAAAAGUUGCUGUCAAGGUCAAUGAGCAAUGAUUCGAGCAAAACAUGGGAUGCUGUCUCUGAAGAUUCGGUUUCUGAUCCGGAUGCUACACUACUGCUGAAAGAUAGACUUGGUUACCUUGACUUUAAGCACAUCGAAAGAGAUCCUCCCUACAAGCGGGUUCCCUUAACCGACAAGAUAAUUGAACUGGCGGAGAAGUAUCCUGGACUCAUAACCUUAAGGAGUGUCGAUAUGUCUCCUGCAAGUUGGAUGGCUGUUGCGUGGUACCCUAUAUAUCACAUCCCAGCAUGCAAGACUGAGAAAGAUUUGACGACAGGCUUCCUAACUUAUCACACUCUUUCUUCGACUUUUCAAGAUGCAGAUAAUGUGGUGGAAGGAGAUCAAAGCAACAACAAAGACCAGGAAGAAACAGAAGAGUGUGAUGAAGAAUCUGUUGUCAACAAGAGAAUCCCAUUGCCUCCAUUUGCUUUAGCUAGUUACAAAAUGCAAGGUGAUCUUUGGAGUAAGACAGGAUUUGACCAAGACCGGUUGAAUUAUCUUCAAAAGGCUGCAGAUUCAUGGCUCAAACAGCUCAAUGUUGAACACCAUGACUAUAACUUUUUCAUAAACUCGAGCUUCUAAAGGUCUUCUUAGCUCGUAUGUUUAUCGUUUCUCCCAAAAAAAGAAAAAAAAAAACAACCGUAACCUCUGAACAUUUCUUUCUUGUUUCAAGCUCCUAUCCUCUCUCUCCUUCUCUGUGUUUCUUCUGUUCCUUUUUGUUUUUUCUUUUGUCUGGCCCGUUGUGUUGUUUUAGGUAGCAACCGCCAUCGCGGAGCUUUUCCUCCUGUUGCAAGCCAAUCAUGGAAGUAUCUAAGAAAGAAAACAGAGUUUUUUUUUUUUCCUUUUUACUUUUGUUUUUGGGUUUUUACAGUGAUGAGAAAACAAGAAAAGUUGGUUUUCUUGGGUGAGACGAUGUAAAUGGUUUUGUGAACAGAGUAUUUUGUUUUGUACUUUUCUGUCUAAAUAUAUAAAAAUCUUUUUUUUUU